Molecule: messenger RNA, 608 nt
Organism: Eruca vesicaria subsp. sativa (arugula)
Lineage: Eukaryota; Viridiplantae; Streptophyta; Magnoliopsida; Brassicales; Brassicaceae
Source: the annotation of a GenBank genome assembly
AACUCCCUUACCUGACUCUUCAGGUUACUUUCUCUGCUUAACACAAACAAAGACUGUGUAACUAUUAUGUAUAUAUUGUUAUAUACUCUUAUGUUAAGUGACCAAAUUGCAGUCACUUGAUGCAGAGAGAAUGUGAUCAGAGAUCAAACGAGGUUAGCUUUUUCAUUUAAGGUUCAAGAAGUGAAAAAGAACAAGCUUUUGCUUAUCUCCUGAAGAAGCUCAACACUAAAUGGAAGCUUCCUCUUAAUCAAAAGCAGGUUUAUAUUGUAUCAGUCUUUUGAUAUGCUUACGAAGGGAACAAUAUUUCAAGGUACCUCCUCAUUAGCAAAUCAUUGGCAUCAUUGGUUCUCUUUGACUUCGGGACUGUUAUUCUGCUGCUGAAGAAUAAGCUACAGCUUCUCACAGUUUGUAUUGGUGGUGUAGGUUCAGUCUCUGCUUAUAUUUCUUACACCCCAGAUUAGUUUUGGUGCUGGCUUGAUGGGUUCAUUAGCAUAUAUGAGAAUGUUUGAUAACACUGUAAACAGAGUUGGCCCUGGGUCCAAACAAAAGAAGCAUGGACUUCCAGCUGCAGAUACAUAUCAAAAUAACCGGCCACAUUUUUCCAAAAG